AUGCACCACGGCGUGUGUUGCACGAGCCACGCAGCACGCUUCCGUCGCAACGGAACGGCAAACCAGCAGCGUUUUUCCAUUUCAGCGCGGGCCUUGCCGAAGCACAAAGAAGACGCUUGGCUCUCACUCCUCUCCGUAAAUGCGAUUCUUGAUGCACAACCGGCCUCUCAUUCUCCUGACGGUGAUUUAGCGGCGAACGAAUCUUGUGCGUCGACGGCGAUGUGUUUCGCUUUUCACCCGUCUUCACCUGCAGCUUGCGUUGUUGAGGAAGCCGCCUCCAAGCCCACAACGAGCGGCGCUUCGGUGCGACUGAUUAUGCACGUUCGGCUUUCAAAAUUUGCCUUGUCGGCAACGCCACGUUUUCUGAAAGAGCGGAUGCCGAGCUUGCCACUCUUCCGGUAA
This is a messenger RNA of Pseudozyma hubeiensis SY62, 402 nucleotides long. RefSeq names its product electron transporter. The transcript has a single exon. Lineage: Eukaryota; Fungi; Basidiomycota; Ustilaginomycetes; Ustilaginales; Ustilaginaceae. The record is from RefSeq and is a predicted model, not a curated record. Bases 1 to 402 code for a protein of 133 amino acids.